Messenger RNA from Gossypium arboreum, 826 nucleotides. RefSeq lists its product as uncharacterized. Gene Ontology annotation, molecular function: protein binding. Gene Ontology annotation, cellular component: SCF ubiquitin ligase complex. NCBI's taxonomy places the organism in Eukaryota, Viridiplantae, Streptophyta, Magnoliopsida, Malvales, Malvaceae. The coding region runs from base 152 to 376 and encodes 74 amino acids. Gene Ontology annotation, biological process: SCF-dependent proteasomal ubiquitin-dependent protein catabolic process; protein polyubiquitination. The record is from RefSeq and is a predicted model, not a curated record. The transcript is spliced from 3 exons.
CUAAAACGAUGUAGUUUAUAGCUUUAGAUCACGGGAACCUCGCAAAAUGACAAAAUCUCAAAACAGAGCCAAAUUCCAAAUGCCCUAGGUGACAAGAAUCAGACAAAACACAAAAUCCCGGUUCAAAAAAAAUCCCAAAAAGAACAAACCCAUGAGUCAAUCAGAUUACGCAUCCAGUUCACUACCAAAAGAGAUAGCUCUCGAAAUUGCAUCUUCCCUUGAGGUACCGACUCUUUCUUCAUCGGGUUGUUGUUCUCGGGAUUGGCAAGAAAUAUGCAGGUCGGAUUGUUUAUGGGAGUCGCUUUUUAAAGAAAGAUGGCCUCUUUUAUACGAAGCUGAUAAAGACCCUAACUUCAAGGACUGGCGAGGAUUUUAAAGCAGCACGAAGAGGAGACGCGUCAAGCCAAAUCCGUCAUUAAUUUGGUGGAACAAUGCUCGCAAUUCGGUUCACUCGAGGCUGUAGACUAUCUGCAUGCGAUCAAUUGCCUGGAAAUGAUGCAGUUCGGUUUCAGAGAUGUUCAAAUGCUGCUGUUGAAACCAAAGCUGAAUGUUCUGCUUAACUUGAUCGGACUACAUUACUGCCUUAACAACCUUCAAGUGCCGCUAAACUUCUUUACCAUUCAUUUUCGUCUUGGAUCAUGUCGAAAUAGUGUUUAGUGUUGUAGUGAAAUAUUUUGGCUUAAGUUAUUAAUUGAUAGAUAUCGCUAUUGGUUGUUCAUGUUGUGGAAUUCGUGUUUAUGUUGAAGAUUGGUUCUAAUAAGCUUUGAAGAACUGAAAUUCUUCGAUGACCGGCGGAAUGGAAGCUUCUUUUAUUUGAUGAUGAUAA